AUGAACUAGUGACUCCAUGGAAACCGGCGACUGGCGUUCAACCUAGCUAGUUGCUAGUUAGCUAGCAAGGAGCGAGUGGACAUUCCUGUGAACCGUUUUUAUCUAUGUCUGCGGAGAUGAGUCGCACGCCGGAUGCGAGAGUCAGAGAUAACCAGACGAGGAAGAUCCAGGAGAACAUAACCAAAGUGGAGAAACACUUUGGGGAUAUGUGCCAACUGUUUGCUGCCUAUGCACGCAAAACAGCCAGGCUGCGAGACAAAGCAGACCUUCUUGUCCGGGAAAUUGGCUUGUACGCCGACACGGAGACGCCAGACCUAAAGAGGGGGAUGAAGCAGUUUGCAGAGCACCUUGCCAAGAUUCAAGACUACCGCCAAGCGGAGGUGGAAAGACUUGAGGCCAGAGUCAUAGAGCCAUUAAAAAGCUAUGGAGCUGUGGUGAAACGUAAAAGGGAGGAUCUGAAGGCAACACAGAGCGCCCGAGACAGAGAAGCCAAACAGAUGGCUCAACUCGAGAAGACCAGACUUAGAAACCCUUCAGACAGACAAAUCAUUUCUCAGGCUGAAACUGAGCUUCAAAGAGCAACCAUGGAUGCCACACGAACCACCAAGCAGCUGGAGGAAACCAUAGAUGAGUUUGAGCGACAGAAGAUCCAGGACAUAAAGAAAGUCUUUGGUGAAUUUGUGACAGUGGAAAUGUCUUUCCAUGCCAAGGCUCUGGAGAUCUACACUGUGGCAUUCCAAAGUAUCCAAAGUGUGGAUGAGGACGCAGACCUGGAGGUGUUCAGGAAUUGUCUGCACCCCCCUGAUUUCCAGUCCCGCUUAGACAUAGUGCGAGCCAAUUCCAAGACGUCCCUUGAUCACACCGGGUCUUUCCUGAGUACAUCAGGUACCUUACAGCAACAAAGAGCUUCCAGCCGCCAGACGAGAAGAGGGGAGGAGGAGGAUGAAGAAGAGGACGAGGAUGAAUCUGAGGAGGAGGAGGAGGAUGGUGAUGAGGAUGAAGACGAGGACUCAGACGACAAACGCUAACCUCGUUAAACCCUUUGUGCUUGUCAGUGGAGGAAAAAAAGAAUAACAAAAUACAGAUUAACUGUUUUAAAAGCAAAAUUGAGUUUCUUCCAGAUGAACUUGCCCAGGUGGAAAAACGUUUUCAUUGUCAUGUUUUGUAGAAGACACCUUUAUGUUGUGCUGUUUGUUUUUCAGCAAGCCAUUCUUUUGAGUUAUAUAUUUUUUUAUAUCUCACAUUCUCUAAAUGUAUUUGUAUGAUUGGUCAUGUUCCAGUGAAACGGUACUCUGUCUAAUAAAAGAAUAAAAGUACCCGGCAUGCUCUCACCCAGGUUUUCGAUUUCGAAAAGCCCAGCAGAGCUUGAUUGUUAUUUUAGAAACUGUCGGGUGUGUGAAUCAGUCCAAGUGACAGUAGUUAUGUGAUGACAGCAGUUAAAAGUGACUCAUCUCUACCACGGACAUGCAAAAAUGGAACAAAUGGGAGUCGGAAACUUUUCGCGGCAUACCGUUUGUAUUCGUGUGGAUGAAUACGGACGAAUGCGUAGCAUAAAUCAAGCCCCAUGUCCAUGCAUGUUACACUUGACAAAAGCCCCUCUUGUGUGUUCAGGAUGCUGUGUGUUGUCUUGUCACGGUAGAGGCUCCAACCACAGUGUCCGCUGAUGGCUCCUGUCUGUCUUGGAUGAGUCACUCUACACAAUUUAUAGUUCGCAGCUGGCCGUGUCAUAAUGAAUUCUCUUCUGCCUCCGGUGCUCUAUGCACAUUUGUUAAAGAAAUGCUAAAUAUAUGAAAAUUUGCAGUCUUUUGAACCUAAAUUUUAUCCAUACGCAAUAAACACGAGGGACACCGUAA
Messenger RNA from Xiphophorus hellerii (green swordtail), 1853 nucleotides. RefSeq names its product CBY1 interacting BAR domain containing 1 (gene cibar1). Bases 105 to 1028 code for a protein of 307 amino acids. Lineage: Eukaryota; Metazoa; Chordata; Actinopteri; Cyprinodontiformes; Poeciliidae. Gene Ontology annotation, biological process: cilium assembly. Gene Ontology annotation, cellular component: ciliary basal body; ciliary transition zone. The record is from RefSeq and is a predicted model, not a curated record. The transcript has 9 exons.